AUGUGGUCGUUGUCUAAUCAACUCUGAGAAGCCCUGAAUAACGGUCUUGGUCCAGAAACAGCCCUAAUUUUACCGCCAAAUCAAAUGCUAUGCUCUCUCCCACUUCCCUCCACCUCUCUCCUACCCCAACAACCCCUCACCUCCACCUCAAAGCCCUACUCCUCUCCAAAUCCAAACCCAACAAUUACCCACAAAACUCCCGCAAUCCGUCUCCCUUUCUCUCUCAUCGUCGCGCCGAUGAAACCCGCAUCGUGGGCCCCUCCUGUUCCAUUUCGCCGGUCCUUUUGACGCCGUCCGAUGAUGAAUUGGACGUGGAGUUGGGGCGGCUUCUGGCGCUGCUGCCGGAGGAGAUGCGGCGGAGGGUCAGCGAGCACCCGGAGCUCCACCAGCUGAUUGAGGUGGUUAUGGACUUGGGACGGAGGCCCUUGGCCCGGUUUCCGAUGGGUGACUUUGUUUUGUCCGAGUAUCCUAUCUCUGUGGACGAUCUUGCACAUGCCACUUCGAUGGUUGGUGACUUUGCCAAUGAUAAUCGGGCAGGCAUUAGCAGAACCUUACACCGGAUUAGUGCCAUUAGAAAUCGCAAGGGUUCCAUUAUUGGUUUGACUUGUCGUGUUGGUCGAGCAGUAUCAGGGAGCGCCAAUUUGUUGCGAGACUUGGUUAAAGAUGGGGCUUCUUUGUUGCUUAUUGGGCCUCCUGGAGUAGGCAAAACUACAAUUAUCAGGGACAUUGCUCGAAUGCUUGCAAAUGAUUACAUGAAACGCGUGAUGAUUGUUGAUACAUCAAAUGAAAUAGGAGGGGAUGGUGACAUACCUCAUGCUGGAAUAGGUAAUGCUAGACGGAUGCAAGUAGCUAGCUCUGAUAUGCAACACAAGGUACUGAUUGAAGCAGUUGAAAACCAUAUGCCACAAGUUAUUGUAAUUGAUGAAAUUGGUACAAAACUAGAAGCAAUUGCUGCGAGCACAAUUGCACAGCGUGGCAUUCAGUUAGUUGCCACUGCUCAUGGGGUGACAAUAGAAAAUUUAACUAUGAAUCCUUCGCUGGAGAUGCUUGUUGGAGGAAUACAGAGUGUGACUCUAGGGGAUGAAGAAGCAAGUCGGAGGGGUGUUCAGAAAACAAUACUAGAGAGGAAAGGUCCCCCAACCUUUAGUAGUGGUGUAGAGAUAAUUUCGAAGACUGAGCUAAGAGUUCAUCGCAAUUUAGAAGCAACAGUCGAUGCUAUUCUUUCUGGUCGCUGCCCAUACUAUGAAGUUCGCAGGAUGAACCAAGGAUCAGAAGCUAAAACUGUAGAAGGAAAAGCUUUGAUUCGCGAUUCUUUAGGCAGGGAAAAUGACAGUGUGGUUGAAUUUACUCUUGGGAAGAAUGAUGAGACACCUACCCAGUAUGAAAUCAUUCCUGAAAUGCCUCAAAGCAAGGGAGAAACUUCUUAUGCUGGCGGGGCACCUAUUUGUUUGUUUGUUUAUGGGAUACCGGAAGAAAGUGUGAUGCAAGGGUUCAAACAAGUAAAGAUGCAUGAUGAGGUUAAACUUACUGACAAUAUCAGCGAAGCAGAUGCACUGCUUGCAUUGCAGUCCAAGCUCAAGAAGAAUCCCGGAAUCCAAGAUGCUGCUAAAUCUCAUGCGAUACCAAUUUAUGUCAUAAAGACGAUUGCAUCACCUCAAUUGACCAAAGCCAUAAGAGCAUUAAUUGCUCAUCGUGCAGAUGGUUUUAAGGAUUUUGAUUCGGAAGACUGCAUAAAUCCGUCUCAGAAGGUUGAUGCCUUGGAGGAAGCUAGGGUAGCUAUUGAGCGAGUGGUAAUCCCAAAAGGGCAACCUGUGGAGCUACUCCCUCGGCCACCCAACAUCAUAUUGCUUCAAAAGGACCUUGUUCGCCAAUACAAGUUACACUCAAAGAAAAUCGGUACAGAACCUGACGAGCAUCUUCGUAUCUUUCCGUUUCAAAAUGCAGGGGACGAAGACGGGGACUCCAGUGGAGGAGACGACGCUGAUGGGGAGUUCAAUGAAUUUUCCAGUCUCAAUUCCGAUUUGAAUGGUUCACCCUACAUUGUCAAUAGAUUGCCUCUUCUGCCUGAUUAGGAACUGUGUAAUAGUAUGAAGACCACUAGUUCUAUACACAACUUGUAUUUUCAGCUGUGUAUCAUAACAAGCAUCUCAAAUCUGUACAAAACUGUAUAGGAAAGUUGCUGCUACAAACUUUUAGCUGCUAAUGGGAAAGAUCCGUUCACUUGAUGGUCGUCAA
Rhododendron vialii is the source of this 2235-nucleotide messenger RNA. Its product is annotated as protein SEEDLING PLASTID DEVELOPMENT 1. Bases 90 to 2072 code for a protein of 660 amino acids. Gene Ontology annotation, molecular function: ATP hydrolysis activity. The transcript is spliced from 9 exons. The record is from RefSeq and is a predicted model, not a curated record. NCBI's taxonomy places the organism in Eukaryota, Viridiplantae, Streptophyta, Magnoliopsida, Ericales, Ericaceae.